Molecule: messenger RNA, 1325 nt
Organism: Pseudovirgaria hyperparasitica
Lineage: Eukaryota; Fungi; Ascomycota; Dothideomycetes; Acrospermales; Acrospermaceae
Product: ChaC-like protein
Exons: 6
Coding region: 227-925 (232 amino acids)
Biological process (GO): glutathione catabolic process
Cellular component (GO): cytoplasm
Molecular function (GO): gamma-glutamylcyclotransferase activity; glutathione specific gamma-glutamylcyclotransferase activity
Source: RefSeq, a predicted model, not a curated record
UAUACAGUCCCGGUAUAAUCUUUAUGUGUAACACUAUAAUGGACCUAUAUUGUACGAUAUUAACCUCCUACUCAUAGAACACGAAGAAACCUUUAUUACAGAGCUACAAACCGAAAAGAAGAAUGAGAUCCUGUGGGAAACCCGGUUGUUAAAAAUAUGUCCCAGACUUUAUCAUGACUAGUGCAUCGAUACGCUCCUCACAAGAUUGUAAACUAGACGUUGAAGUAUGGUUGACGAGUCAAAGUUCGCGGAGAACUUCUGGUUGUUUGGCUACGGAAGCUUGAUAUGGAAACCACCCCCUCAUUUCGACAAACGUGUGCCAGGGUUUAUAGAAGGCUAUGUCCGAAGAUUCUGGCAGGCCAGCGAAGACCACCGCGGUACCCCAAAUGCUCCUGGCCGCGUCGUGACACUCAUCGACCACAACCACUGGAUGACCCUCUCUGCGCACGACCUACACAAGAGUACCACCUCUACAAAGGUUUGGGGCGCGGCCUACCAUAUACCCCCCCAACACGUCGCCGAAGUGCGUGAAUACCUCGACAUCCGCGAGAUCAACGGCUACAGCAUUCAAUACACUCCCUUCCAUCCCACUGAUUCUAGUUCCCCACCCAUUCAUUGUUUGGUGUAUAUCGGACUACCAGAUAAUCCGCAAUUUCUGGGUGCGCAGGAGCCAGAGGCUUUGGCGAAUCAUAUCUUGAGGAGUUCGGGACCAAGUGGCGCUAAUAAAGAGUAUCUAUAUAUGUUGGAGACGGCGCUAGACGGAUUGAGUAUGGAUAGUGGGGAUGAACAUGUUUCAGAUUUGGCAAGACGAUGUAGGAGGCUAGAGGGCGUGGAUGUGGAUGAUACGACGGAGACCAGGAAGGAAGUUGAGGAGGAGUUGAUGGAUCCGGGUAUGACGGACGGAAAGGAAGAAACGGAGAAGUAGGGGUUGAUAGGAUGAUUUGAUGAGCAACGAUAGAAGCUCCGUGUUAUUAUGUAGAGUUGAAUCUGUGAAUCUGACAAUGAUCCUGCUAAAGAAUUUGACUAGAAGGUGUCCUUUAUUCACACCAUUCUCUUUCGAUCUAUGCCUACCCGCAAGAUGAAUGAGAGUAUCUCACAUAUCAUAGAAACUUAGAGUCUCACAGGUCGAUCCGGACAAUAACAAAGGCUUGCUCGAUUGAGCAUGGCUGCAGAUCUCCAUCACGGGCGAGAAGCCACAGAUAGGCGGUAGUCGACUAGAAGUCAUCGGUAUUUGAUGGACCAAUAGGUUUACACAUGCAGAGUUCUGCCUAAGGAUCGCUUGAGGCUAUUCCUUUGGCCUUUCAGCUGCAACUCAACUAUAGGAG